This is a messenger RNA of Leucoraja erinaceus (little skate), 2545 nucleotides long. RefSeq lists its product as uncharacterized. The transcript is spliced from 3 exons. Gene Ontology annotation, cellular component: plasma membrane. The coding region runs from base 1448 to 2545 and encodes 365 amino acids. Lineage: Eukaryota; Metazoa; Chordata; Chondrichthyes; Rajiformes; Rajidae. Gene Ontology annotation, molecular function: hyaluronic acid binding; transmembrane signaling receptor activity. Gene Ontology annotation, biological process: cell adhesion. The record is from RefSeq and is a predicted model, not a curated record.
AUCACUAUUUAAAGAUAUAUAGAAAUACAUCUAGAAACUAAUAAGAGUCAACAUAUUUCAAAAAUGAAUUUCAUGCUUGUCAAAUGUAACAGAAUGGUAAAUAAAUAAUUGAUGUAUAGUUGAAAUAAAAGGAAAUUAUUGGAUUAUUACACCAGUACCAAUUUUUUGAAUAGACUUGAAUUACUUGUAUUCCCACAUCGAUUCAUUCUCCAUUGGCAGAAGGUGGGAUCUACACUGGCAGUGGUGUGGUCACCAUCGACAUGAACAGGACUCCAGAAUAAGAAAAACUAUUUCAACGCGUGUUAUUUGCAACACACUGAGGUAAUUAGUUAAUAAAAAAGAAAAGCUGUAGCACGGCCAUUUAAUGUGAGAUGAAGAGAAAGUUCAUUCGAAUGGUGAAAUUUUCAAACCUGGAGGUCAGUGGAGCCCUGAUCAGUCAUUGGUGAUGUUCAUUUAUCCAUAUUAAAGCAGUUGAGGAUACGGUGCAGAAAAAUUGUACAUUGGCCAUGAAUGGGACGAAUCGUUGAGCAGGCUUUAAGGUGGCAAGGAGCCCAUUCCUUCCCUUCAUUGUGUUUUUUUCUGCUUAAAUACAGUGUUGCCUCCGUCCACAAACGCAAACAAAUGUCUCCAAAUAAUUUAAAACGACUUUCCAAUUCCACAGUGAAACACUGCAAAUGGCAGUUAAUAACUUCGUUCGAUUCCUUCACUGGCAGUUCGAAGAUCCUCCUGUAUCCCGUGAGAAAGUCCUGGGCGUGGGGUUACUGAAGUGGGAAUGACGGCAUGAGUGAAUUCACUCGAAUUAGUGAAUGUUAGAGGGAUUCACUUAGGGGUUCGACCCGAAACGUUGCCUAUUUCCUUAGCUCCAUAGAUGCUGCUGCACCCGCUGAGUUUCUCCAGCAUUUUUGUGUACCUUCGAUUUUCCAGCAUCUGCAGUUCCUUCUUAAACACUUAAACAGGCGAUGGGAACAUUCUGCAAAAUAAAGCUUAAUUGGGAACCAAAACCAAAUAUAGGAAAUUACUCUUAAUGUAGCUGUUAUAGGUUAGCUUCAUUUUCUAUUAUAUUCGGGAACAAUUACCCUUGGCAGGAGCUUGCAGGAAACUAUCUCAACCAGGCAGUCUGCCCAGAAUUGUUUUCAGCCAUUUAGGAAAUAUCUACAGUUCAGGCCAUAUUGUCGAAGAAUUUACUUAAAAUCACUCGGUCUUGUCGGCUGGGGCGAUUUUUAUUUCCACAGCUUUCCUCUUGAAGUUGUGUGGAGAUGAGUAUGGAGGGAGUCAGCUUAUGUUGAAAGCAGUUUCCUGCUCUGGAGAGACGAUCACUAAACCGCCCAUCCCACACCAGGCUGAUUAUACUGGGGUAGGGGAUGCCUCAAGCUGCCCUUCCCUUCCUUUAGUCCCACCGCUGUGAGCAGCCGAAGUGGUCGCCUUGCUUCAGCCACCAGAAUCAAGAAUGCUUCUCUUGCUGGUCGUGUUGUCGUUGUGGCCCAUCGUGUGUCUUGUUUCCACUCAGCGGCCAACUUGCGCUUACUACCUGAGCAGGCGUGUGAGUGGCGUGUUUCAUUAUGAUCGGCAGAAUCGUUAUUCUUUGACUUUUCCUGCUGCCAAACUGGCUUGUGAACAAAGCUUUGGAGCUGUGAUGGCAACUAGGGAUCAACUUCAUACCGCUUGCCUUUCUGGUCUAGAGGAGUGCAGGGCAGGCUGGCUGUUGUCAGGAGAAGUAGGUUAUCCGAGGAUUCACAGAAGCUGGAAAUGUGGCCUAAACAAAGUAGGCAUAAUAUCAUAUGGUGUCAAAAAAAACCUGCAGGAAAAAUGGGAUGUGUAUUGUUAUAAACCUGAUGAUGACUGCUCUAAUUAUAAUAAAUUGCUACAACUGGAAGACAACAUUUUAAACAGCAAAUCAGUGAACAUGUCACUGCUCAGAACAUUAGCUUCCUCAAGGAAGAAUGUUUCCAAGAAACAAGAAAUGCCUAAACCAAAACAGAUCAAGACACAGAAAGAUAUAAAUGUUCAGUUUUCCAAUAUAGCAAAACCAUUGUAUCAGAGUGAGCACAGUACACAUCUAUAUAGCACGGACACAUCAACCUCUGUCCUAUCUGUAAAAUCGUCAACUGCUUUUCACAUCAACAGUCUGGAAGCAGAGAGCAGUAAGGAACCAUUGCACAUUGAGAACUCUGAUAAAUGUUCAAAUUGUAAGCAUUCAUUAGAGACUGAAGAAAAAGGCAAAGUUACUGCAGCUUUUGAUACAAGUGGGACUAAAAAUGAAAACCAAACUGAAGUGAUAAGAAAUUCAUCGACAUCUUCUGCUGCAGAGUUGUUGCAUAUUUGGAAUGUGCCUGUGGAUGGAUUUACAACCUCUACAAUCAAUAAUGAUGCAGGAGAUGAAGGUAUUAGACCUUCUCAAGGUUAUUUUAAUCAGCAAAAACAUGUUGGGGUUGUUAUCCCAACUGCUGGCCUUGAAUCUGCUAAACCCAACUCUCUGGGGAGUGCGUAUAGAGAAGACCCAGAAGAAAAACAAAUUAUGGGAAAAACGAGGGGGAGGGUAAUAUAG